Pungitius pungitius (ninespine stickleback) is the source of this 3151-nucleotide messenger RNA. Its product is annotated as SERTA domain-containing protein 2-like. The transcript has 3 exons. Gene Ontology annotation, molecular function: transcription regulator activity. NCBI's taxonomy places the organism in Eukaryota, Metazoa, Chordata, Actinopteri, Perciformes, Gasterosteidae. Gene Ontology annotation, cellular component: nucleus. The record is from RefSeq and is a predicted model, not a curated record. Bases 294 to 1379 code for a protein of 361 amino acids.
UUGAGUUCGAGGCUGCCGCGGGGGUUGGGAGGCGGAGGGGGGGGGAGGACGACGACGAGUAACACUCACACAACCCAACAAACGGACUAACGGCUGCCUUUAUCCUCCAUCUUCUCCUUCUUCUUCCUCCUCCUGACCGUCUUGCCGCUUCCCGCUCCCGGCCUCACCGACGACACCCGAUGCCGCAGAGGAGACCGUGGACGGGACUAGCUACAUGUGGACGCUGAAAGGAAGCGAGUUGACUUGAUGAGUUUCGCGCGUACUUCAGGCCGAGGUCUCCUUGUGAUGAGGUCAUGUGGUCACAUGGGUUCUCACCGAGGUCUCAGUCCGUCCUCCGAGAGCCGAGCGGCCGUAACGCAACACCACAUUUAAUGGUUUACUCAAUGGAAAGAUCCAUGUUGGGCCUCGGGGUGAAGCGCAGGCGGGACGAGGAUGACGACGCCCCGGAGGAAGCGCGGCGUCCCGCGCCGGCCGGCGCCAUGUCCCACGCGUCCUUCACGCUGCAGCGGCAGACCGUCCUCAACGUGUCCCUCGUGAAGCUGUACGGCCCCCGGAGGGGCGGCGGCCUCGGCCUGCGGCGCCGCGUCCUCAUCAACAACGUCGUCCGCCGCAUCCACGACGACUUCAGGCAGGAGGGGGGCGUCGGCGCCCUCUUCUUCUCGGCCGCGCCGCCAGCCGCCGCGUCCUCCGCCGCCGCCGCCGUCUGCGAGGACGAAGGCUACCGACAGGCUCCGCCUCCCCCCGCCUCCUUCAGCAUCCUGUCGUCGCCGCUCACGGCGCUGGACUCCUGCCUGACUCCCGCCUCGCUGCUGGAGGAGGACCUGCCCAUGUUCUUCACCCUGCCGCCGCCGCCCUCCCCCACCGCCACCCAGCACCGCCCCAACCACUCCCCGAGGCCGCCGCCCUCGCCGUCGCCCAAAGACAGCUUCUCCUCGGCGCUGGAGGAGAUCGAGGAGCUCUGCCCCUCCUCCUCCUCCUCCUCCGGCCCGCCGUCUCCACCUCUUGCCCAGUUUGAUGUGGUCGUGAAGGAGGAGGAGCGCGGCUUCCAGGAGGUGGAGAGCAGGUUGGAGAAGCCUCUCCCUCCUCCUCCUCCUCCUCCUCCUCCUCCUCCUCCCUCCCCGGGCUCCUUCCUGACGGACUUCGCUCUGGACGACGUCCUCUUCACAGACAUUGACACGUCCAUGUACGACCUCGGGCCCUGCCCGCCUCCGCCGGGCACGCCGCCGUCCAAGAUGGCUCCCGGCGGGAUGGCGGACGACCUGGUGCGGUCCAUGUCGAUGUCGGGUUACGGGGGGGCGGGGGGCGGCGCCCAGAGCCCGCCUUUUAAAAUGGACCUGGCCGAGCUGGACCACAUCAUGGAGGUGCUGGUGGGCAGCUGAGAGGAACUUUUUAUGACUUUUCUUCAUUCAUGUACAGUUUCACAGCUUCACUCACUGGAGGAUCCAAGGUGGGAGGGGGGUGAGGAGAGGGGGGGGGAGUGCUGGCUCACAGCGUUUACAGCGUUUAGCAGCUUUACCACUGAGUGAACGUAUUAGAAGCUUUGGUGACCUCUGGUGACCUCUGGUGACUUGUGGCGUGAAGCAGCGUCCUUUUUUUUUCUUUUUUAUUUUAACCGCCGUCCGAGAAAUUGUAAGAAAGGAGACGAGUCGUUUCUGCAUGUCUCUGAGAAUGAAAACGUCUCCUCAGCGUUCGUGAAAACAAACCGAUCCUGUGCCUUUUUUUUAAAAAAACCUCGAUCUACUCGUCUAGUUCAAUAACCUUCAAUUCUUCAUUUAAAACCAUUUCAACACGCAGCUCAUCCGGCGAAAUAGAUUCCAGUGUGAAAGUCUUUUUAAAAAGCAACAAACGCGUCAAUGGAAGCUUCUUUCUUUCUUUAGUUGGAUUUGAAAAGAUGUCAAAAACAAUUUGUAGCUUUUAGAAGCACGAAGAGGAGAAAAUCUCAUUGGUUGAGUUCAUUUCUGAGCUAAACUAGCAGGUCAACAAUCUGCCAAUGAAUAUUAAAACAAACCUUUAGUAGAUAGAUACUAAUAACGUUAGACAUUUCGACAUAGAGCUAAAAAAAAUGCAAAUUUGCCUUCAGUCUAACGUGUUUUUGGUCACAUUCGACUCAACCAAAGCAGCAGCUCCUGCUUUAAGCCCUGAAGCUGUGAGGUUUAUUUAUUAUCUCUCGGCUGUGUGAGUAUUUAUUGUGACUCCUGACACUAAUAUUUAGUUUGUACACAACAUCUAUUCUUUAAAAGGAUAAAUCCAAACAAAAGCCGACUUCUCAAUGGACUCAAGAGGCAGUUUUGGUGGAGAAUCUCCCCUCAAAUGUACCGUCAUUUAAUAAAUGAUUUGGUUUUUAAUUUUUUUUAAUACUAUGUAAAAUAUACUUUAGGAUUUGAGCAGAGUUAUAUGUGAAUGAACACUGGGCCUUAUUUUCUUUCGGAAUGUUUUGUUUGUCGUAGACGGAUCAAUCGGGUCCUGAUGUGUGAGGAUUAAAGCUGAAUCCAGAUGUGAGUCUUUUUAAAAACACCUGUGUCUCCACCUGCUGGACAGAUGAUGUAACAGCAGGUUGUCACCAGUAGGACCUGGUAUGUAACCAGUAUGGUUGUUUUUAUACAUGAUAUUGUUUUUAUUCUACAUCUAUUCUACAAGUAUUCAUAGUCUCUUUUUUACUAAUUCAACCCAUUGUUGUUAUUUUUGUUUUUUUAGGAUCUUCCUGCAGCUGUUUCACGCCACUAAUUACAAAGUGUUUAAACUAUUUUUAUUGAGCCUCGACCUGCUGUGAAUCACAAUGUAAUAAAGACGGUGACUUGCAGAUGGAUAAAAGGUUUAUUACUAUUUGUAUCAUGAGCAUCCAAAAUACCUUUUUACUGUCAAAUCAGACGAUUACACUCAAACUAAAUUCUUGUUCUUUCUCUCCAGAAUGAAAGGAAAUGUUGAUUCUCAUCACACCAAAUGUUAUUUUUGUCCUAAUUAUUUCUGUCGGUUUGAAGCACUUCUGUGGCUAAAGGAGCUUUUUAUGUUUUUGACUGGACAUUAACAGAAGGGGAGGAGUUAGAGGUCACAUGACUCUGUGCCUUGUCCUAUGCAAUAUGACAUUUCCCUUCUGAGAAUUAUCUAUGAAUGUUAGUAAUUUUAUUUUCUACAUUAAAUGAGGAUUCUCCUA